AUGGUGAAGUUCAAGAGUCGUUAUAUCCUCUUGGAGAUAGAAAAUUUUUCUGAAAAUAAGUUAUCCUUGACUCGUGCGGCCUUGUUCACAAGUAUAGCGGAAACUGUUGGUGAUUUUCAUGGGGAUCGAGGAUUCGCAUGCGUUCGAGCUGGACUUGUGGUAAAAGUCAUCGAUGGAGACAUAGCAUUGGUUCGAGUAGAGUCAUCAAGCGAGAAGUUUAUAACCAGCGUCAUACCAUUCAUUACCAACAUAAAUGGAACAGAACUCAUUCUUCGAACCCUCUUUAUUGGUCGGAGCAUCAGAGCAUGUGAAAAGUUCCUUAUCAAAUAUCGACGAAAGGAGCUUUAUGGUCUUUUGAGAACAGCUGAGACGGGAGUUGAGAAAAAUGCAUUACUCAAGGCCGUGAAUUCCGUCACCGGAAAAUUGGAAUGA
Messenger RNA from Cylicostephanus goldi, 432 nucleotides. The record is from the annotation of a GenBank genome assembly. Lineage: Eukaryota; Metazoa; Nematoda; Chromadorea; Rhabditida; Strongylidae.